Messenger RNA from Anguilla rostrata (American eel), 2659 nucleotides. RefSeq names its product doublecortin domain containing 2B (gene dcdc2b). Gene Ontology annotation, cellular component: microtubule organizing center; microtubule. Gene Ontology annotation, biological process: intracellular signal transduction. The coding region runs from base 333 to 1928 and encodes 531 amino acids. The transcript is spliced from 13 exons. The record is from RefSeq and is a predicted model, not a curated record. NCBI's taxonomy places the organism in Eukaryota, Metazoa, Chordata, Actinopteri, Anguilliformes, Anguillidae.
UACCCGGUGCAGUCACUGAGUGUGGCGUGUGUGAGACAGAGAGAGCGAGAGAGACAGAGAGAGAGAGAGAGAGAGAGGGGCUGGGGAGCACACUCAACAGCUGGAACCCUGGGCUCGGACUGGUCUCCCACCACCUCGAUUCAGCAGCAAAAAAAAAAAAAAAGACACACCUAGCCGUCCAAGUGUAAAAGUUGUGUUUUAUUAUUUUUAAAAUUUUGUUUUUAAAGGUGAAGUAAGGAGUGUAUGUUUGUGUGACAGCACGGUGACAGGUGGAAGGAGUGAGGAGGGGCGGGGUGGCGGUGGUGGUAGGGGGGGGGUGUCUCUCGGCAGAAAUGGGCACUCAGGGGCCGGCGGCGCUGCCCCCGGUGAAGAGCGUGACGGUCUACCGGAACGGCGACCCCUUCUUCCCCGGGCGGCGCUUCGUGGUCAACCACAGGCAGGUGGCCAACCUGGAGUGCUUCCUGAGUGACGUCACGCAGAGCAUCCGGGCGCCGGUGGCCAUGCGGACCCUGUACACGCCCGGCGCGGGCCACCGCGUCCGCGAGCUGGAGGAGCUGCGCAGCGGCGCGCAGUACGUCGCCGCCGGGUUCGAGCGCUUCAAGAAGCUGGAUUACACAAACACAGGUCCGAAACCCGUCGCACGCCGCAGUGACAGAGCUCAGCUGCACAUUUAUGGUCAGGUUCACAGCUGCUUAAGAAAAGGCUCCUUCCGCAAACGGUUCGGCCUCUCUGUGUACAGUAGCCGGGCCGAAAUAACUCACGUUAAUGGCGUUUGGAUGUGCUGGUGCGGCAGUUCGGGGAGAGGGCAGAGCCGUAAAUUUUGUCGGCACUCGGAAGGGAGGGAGGAAGGGAGAGGGGGGAAAGUGAGGGCAGUUCAGAGGCCAAACGUCUCCGCAAAAUGGAGGAAGGCCAUUCACCUACCCUGCAUCAUCCACGUGUUUCGGAACGGGGACCUCCUGUGUCCGCCCAUGAGGUUCAUCCUGCCCAGGAGCACCCUGCAGGACCUGGAGCAGAUCCUCAGCAUGGUGUCGGAGAAGGCCAGCCUGCGGACAGGAGCAGUGCGCAGGCUGUGCACUCUGGAGGGCGGGGCCGUGUCCGCGGGAGAGGAGCUGGAGAGCGGCCAGUACUACGUCGCUGUGGGAACGGAGAGGUUCAAGAAGCUUCCGUACGUGGAGCUGCUGGUCCCCAAAGCGGCAGCUGCUCACGGCCACAGAAACCACUAUGGAGACAGGAGGCUGCCAAAAAGAUACGAGAGCAGGAAGCCGGUCAGUGUUCCACAGGAUCGAUACAGUGACUCCACCCUGCUGGACUCCCCAGAGGUAUGGCUACAUCCUGUCCAUGCACCGGUGGAUUCAGGAUUUCGGGGAGUCAUCUCUGUUCACUGUAACGCAGCACACCCCAGUGUAUUUAAAGGGGACGUGAGGAAGAGGAGGAAGGAGGUUCAGGGUGCCGAAGAGGUGGCUGAGGAUGAAGACACUGCUGUGGAGUUUCCUGUCGACCAGAGAGCGGCGGAGACUGUGGAGGACGAGGAACUUGAUGAUAAACGUCACGCGGAAACGCCAAGAGAAGACAGCCCUGACCUGCGGCGUGAGAGAGAGAAAACGUCUGCAGAACCCAGGUUUGAAGUUGGGUACGAAACAAAUAGAAGCACACCACCCGGCCGCAGAGAGAUCAACGGGCGAGCCAGUUCAGCUUUUAACGAGGAAAAACAGGCGCCAGCUGCCCCGCACUCCAGAGAUUCAGCGAGACGCAACUCCCGGGAUUUCGAGGACGCGGACAGCGCGCGUGAAGAGUCCUCACAGGCAGAACAGACUAAACCUCCCAAAUCGGCGGCCGGGUCCCUGACGUACCGCAGCCACCAGGACUUGCCAGAGGCGGGAAAACUACGUCCGGAUAGCCGCUUGUCCACGAAUGAACUGGCGGCUUAAAUGGAAGCUGGAGCGCAGACCCAUAAAACACUCUGUUCGGGGCUUUAAGGAGUAUCGUUUCACGUCAACUGCGAACAAAAAUAAAGUUAUCUCGCACGAAAGAGCAAACCCGAACAGCCAACCGCCUGUAUGCUGCUUUUCACAUCCAAGCUUAUCAGCAGUGCAUUAAGUAAAACGAGCUGUUAUCUCAGAAACAAAUAUUCACGUUUCAAAGAACAUAGUCCUAUCACUUUAAUUUCUGGGAUUGUAAUCAGUAUAAUCCAUUCUCAAACAGCUUAAACUAAUUUUCUGCAGGGUGCUGAGGCGAAGGAUAGCUUUUCAAAGAAAUUUCAUUUUGUAUUGAAUAACUAACGGACCAUUUGCAUAAACCUGUUACGUUCCAAAAGUUGAAAGUGUGGAUGUUAACCAUUUGUGGAAAGGUUAUUUCAAAUGAGUUUAAACGCAAAUGGUAAUGAGCCAACAGUGCAUUGUGUGAAAAUUCGUUUUGCCUUAAAAUUAUGGAACUUGAGCACGUUUUCAUGCACCUGAAUUAAUCAAGAGAAAACCAGCAUGCAGAAGGGAACACCAAUAUCUACCUUUCAGGACUAUGUCUGAAGCUAAGAUGUAGCCUAAAUCUGUGUGGUGUGUUUAAAAAAAAAAAAAUCUUUACAUGGCAUAGUCUGUAAAAUGCUGAGAUUUCAAACAGGAACUCAUGUUGUCAUUGUUGCCACAUUAAAUUGUAUUUCAAGAAA